AUGGCAAGGAAAAAUGAUAUUGGGAGAAUUGAAAAUUUUUGGAACAACAUGAGGAAUCAGAAAAAGUUUAGCAUGAUGAAGGUUUAUAAUCUCUUGAUUAAGGACAAAAAUAGGGUUGAUUGGUACCAUAUGAUGGCUCAUAACUUUGCAAGUCCUAGAGCUAAAGUGGUCCUUUGGCUUGUAUGCCAAAAUAGAUUGCUAACCAAAGUUAGAAUGAAGAAUAUGGGAAUGUUGCAGAAUACCAUUUGUGAAAUGUGUAAAGAGGAAGAUGAAGAUCUUGAUCAUUUAAUGUUCAAGUGUAAGGGUACUUCCACCAUAUGGCAAGAGAUCUUGAAGUGGCUGGAUGUGAAGAUUGAUAACAAUAUUGACAUGGCUUGGAUUAAAAGGAAUUAUAAAGGGAAAGGUUGGCAGAAUGCAUUAUUAAAAGCUGCUGUAACAGAAGUCUUUUAUGAAAUUUGGAUGUAUAGAAAAUCUAAAAUUUUUGGUAAUAAGAGGUUUUAUAGAGAUAUACAAGGUGUCAUUAGGAAUACAAUAGAUUCUAUAGUCUAUAAAGGGUGGAUGAAACCCAAGUAUAGAAACCAUAUUGUUAAUAUUCUCAUGUAA
This is a messenger RNA of Vicia villosa (hairy vetch), 603 nucleotides long. RefSeq lists its product as uncharacterized. NCBI's taxonomy places the organism in Eukaryota, Viridiplantae, Streptophyta, Magnoliopsida, Fabales, Fabaceae. The transcript has a single exon. The record is from RefSeq and is a predicted model, not a curated record. Bases 1 to 603 code for a protein of 200 amino acids.